Oncorhynchus masou masou (cherry salmon) is the source of this 2798-nucleotide messenger RNA. RefSeq names its product megakaryocyte-associated tyrosine-protein kinase-like. The record is from RefSeq and is a predicted model, not a curated record. The transcript is spliced from 13 exons. Lineage: Eukaryota; Metazoa; Chordata; Actinopteri; Salmoniformes; Salmonidae. Bases 236 to 1591 code for a protein of 451 amino acids. Gene Ontology annotation, molecular function: ATP binding; non-membrane spanning protein tyrosine kinase activity; protein binding. Gene Ontology annotation, biological process: protein phosphorylation.
UUCAGCUUCACUUGAGUUCUCAUUAUCAGGAAAUAAAUAGUCUUAGUUCACAUGUCCUUUGCGACAGCUCACUAAAUGCCUGCAUCUUAUGACCACUCAACAAGCCUGUCUUUGGACCAUAUUACAGUUUGCUUCAUUGCUGAGCCACAGGUAUCUGACUGCCAUAUGAUGUCCCACCUUGAGUGGUGUUCUCAUUACUGAUGAAUUUACAUCUAUCGCAAACUUAUUCUUGAGGAUGGCAACGAAGAUUUGGGCGUCCGGCACAUGUGUUGCCAAGAGUGACCACAGCAAACCUAAAGCUGGUGAACUGGCCUACUGCAAAGGAGACAUCCUCACUAUUGUGGAAAUGGGAACGGGGAAACGACAUUACAAGGCCAGACACAACACCACAGGAGAGGAAGGACUCGUCUCUGCCACCAACGUGCGAGAACGAGAGGCCGUUUGCGUCGACCCUAGUCUCAGUCUCAUGCCCUGGUUCCAUGGGAAGAUCUCAGGUCCUGAGGCGGUGUCCAAGCUGCUGCCUGUGGAGGAUGGCCUGUUCCUGGUGCGGGAGUCCAUCCGCCACCAUGGCGAUUACGUGCUCUGUGUCAGCUACUCCAGCCAGGUCAUCCACUACCGAGUCAUCUACCAGGACAGCAAACUGACCAUCGACAACACCCAGUACUUCUACAACCUCUUAGACAUGAUCGAGUUCUACUCCAAGCACAAGGGAGCUAUUGUUACCAAACUUCUAAAGCCCAAAGAGAAGGAGGGCACAAAGUCAGCUGAGUUGGAGCUGUCUAAAACGGGAUGGCUGCUGGAUAUCAGGGAGCUGACCUUGGGAGGGAGUAUCGGGGAGGGGGAGUUUGGAGCGGUGUAUGAAGGAGACUACAUGGGCCAGAAGGUGGCAGUAAAGAACAUUAAAUGUGAUGUAACAGCACAGGCAUUCUUAGAAGAGACCACUGUUAUGACGAAACUGCAGCAUAAGAAUCUGGUGCGGUUGUUGGGGGUGAUCCUACACAAUGGACUGCACAUCGUCACAGAGCUCAUGGCCAAGGGUAAUCUGGUGAACUUCCUCCGGACAAGGGGCCGUUAUGUCAUCAACACUGACCAGCUACUACGCUUUGCACUAGAUGUAUGUGAGGGUAUGGAGUACCUGGAGUCUAAGAGGUUGGUCCACAGAGACCUAGCGGCCCGUAACAUCCUGGUCUCCAACGAGGGCGUGGCCAAGGUCAGUGACUUUGGAUUGACCAAGUUGGACUGCAAGGCCUCAGACAAUGCUAAACUACCAGUCAAAUGGACAGCCCCUGAAGCCCUGAAGAAAGAGAAAUUCUCCACGCGGUCAGACGUAUGGAGCUACGGUGUUCUCCUCUGGGAGACGUUCUCUUAUGGUCGACAACCCUACCCCAAGAUGUCUCUGAAGGAGGUGAAGGAGCUUGUGGAGCAGGGUUACCGUAUGGAGGCUCCAGAGGAGUGUCCCCCCAGUGUCUACGCCCUCAUGAGGUGCUGCUGGGAGGCUGAGCCCAGGAAGAGGCCCUCCUUCCAGAAACUACAGGAGAAGCUGGAGAGAGAGCUGACCAAACAACAGCCCUGGCUGCUGAAGUCAAUUUAAUAAUCCUAUUCCAAUAACUACUGGGCUCUUGUUUUGAGCUGCCUGGAGCAGGGACAGUAACCCGGGACAGGUGGACCCAAGUGGUUACCGCUCGCUUCACAGCUUUCCCGGGAAACUCUCUGUAUUCUAGCAUCACACGGACAAAAGAGUAGCGGAUGAAGGAGUUAGCUUCUGCUGCUGCUGCGUUCGCGGUAGAACAUACGGCGUGGUGCUUUGUGCGUGCACACAUCCUGUAAAUGGCUACAGUGUAAAAUCAUGCAUCUUGAUUUGAUUAAAGAAAAAGCAUAUCGUUUUUAUGGCAAAAUCGUUUAAACGUAUGUUGAGUUUGUGCAAUGAAUGAUGCAGGAUAUUAUACUAAGACAUAACCUGUAACAACAUGUUAUCGAUUUUUUUAUUGUAUUUUUAUGGAAUGAUCUACUGUAAUGAGGAGUCCUUACACUUAUUUCUGUCUGUGGUAUUAGAGGGAGCAACUCAACUCGUCAUGUCUCCACACCCCAAUUCUCUUUCCUGAGUAACACAUUAUUUGUGUUACCAAUAUGGGGCCAUUAUUUUUCUUUCAUAAGAGACAGAGAGCGAAAAGGAUGGAGGGAGAUGGGAAGAGGGAAAAUGCUGAUCCGGGAUUAAAUCCCAGAUCAUCCGUAUCUGCUUGUUUCAGACUGUAAUUGUCCAGCAAUAUGCCCUGCGACUCAGGGGCUUAAUAUGUGAAAUCUUGAAUGUUAUUGCUGAUAUUAGUAAGGAAUUACAAAGCCUACAGCAGUUUGUCUGUGUACAAGCUCUGAGGAGCUACAGGGGAUUGGAACGGAAUAUUUAUUUUCAGUUCAUUUGCUAUAAUGUAGUAGACCUAUACUCCCAUAAAAUCAGUGACUCAGCAGGUCUUAGUCGAUCUAUCUGUGUAAAGGGAAUUUCUUUAUUAAAUCCAGUUCCUAAAAGCAAAAGGGUGCUCGGUUUGAACAGAAAUGGUUGGAUUUUCGACAAUGGACAUUUGCAAAGAAGAGAAACAUGCUGCAUCUGGGGUUUACAAAAAAUAUAUAUUAAAACAAUAAUGUAAUGUAAUAAUGGAGAUAAGGGACUUACCUCUAAAACAACCAAGGUUCCUCUGUCUUCAAGCAGCUAUGAUUUAACUCAACCCAGAUUAGAGAGGGGAGAGAUUUUUAUUUUAUUAUUGUUGUCACGUUACAACCCAAAUUAAAGAUGUCAUUAGUUUUAA